Messenger RNA from Triticum urartu, 4274 nucleotides. Lineage: Eukaryota; Viridiplantae; Streptophyta; Magnoliopsida; Poales; Poaceae. The record is from RefSeq and is a predicted model, not a curated record.
AUGGCGGACGAACCGGACAAGGACAACCUAAACCAAGAACCGGUUGAGUCCAGCGCCGCCGCGUCCUCCUCGCCCUCCGCCAAUGGGGAGCCGCGCACUGCGUCCUGCUCCUCGCCCUCCGCCAGUGGGGCGCCCCGCACCGCGGCAGCCGAUGCCGGAGAGGAUGAGCUCUCCUCUCGGCCACCUCCCGCUACCCUGCGCGUCGGAAGCUGCACCACCCUGCUGCAAAUCCGCGAGAAGCCCGGAGACGGAGACGGAAGCAGCGGUGGCACGGGCGGGCCGAGCUCCGCGGCGGCGGCGGCGGCGUACCAAAAGGGCAAGAAUCUCGCAAUUUACUCCCCGCCACACCCCUGUUCGAGCUCUGGCAGCAGUUCUUCCUGCGGGGCCGAGGUCGACUCAUCUGUCUCCAGGAACGCAGUUAGUCGAUGGGAGGAUACAGAGAAGCAGAGUUUUGGAAGAAAAGAAAGGAGGAUAACUGGUGCAUAUGUGAAUUGGCAGACGAUUCCAAUGAAUGAAGCUCUUGAGCAUUAUUACAGUGAUCCAGUUGAUCAGUCUAUGUCAGGACAGGGUUAUUUGAAUGUGAUGAACCUUCAGGAGGCCUACUCAGAAUUUAGGCCAGUCCGUGGAGAUGGAGAUUGUUUCUACAGGAGCUUCAUAUUUUCCUACCUUGAGCAAGUUCUUGAUAGGCAGGAUACAUGUGAGGAGGACCGUGUCCUUGAUGUCAUUGAAAGAGUAGCUAGUAGAUAUGCACAUCUGACAUGGACCUCCAGAUUUUCUGUGAGCCGCAAAGUAAGCUCCGGCCUUCUACAUAUUUGUUUUUUCUCUCAGAUAAACAUGUUCGUAAGGGAUGAUUCUCUUCAAGUUGCACUAUACUUGAUUAACUGAAGCUGGAUCUUGCAUCUCACUAUCUCUGUUUUACCGUUUGCAGGACCUAAACACUAUUGGCGUGCCAUCAGUCUUAAACCUUGUACUUUAACAACCAAUUGUACAUAAUGCACUGUAAAAUAUGUUUAUGCAGAUCAACGCCACUAAUGAGACAACAUAAUCUAGAAGAAUAUUAUUAUAUGCAUUAUUAAAUAUUGGUAUGACACACAUGUGCUGUUUCUUAUGGUGAAACCAUAUUAUUAUGGUAUUACUGUAGUAGAUGAUCAACAACUGAAGCUUCCAAGGCAAGAUAACCUAGUUGUAUUUGUGCAUAUUUGUUUAUCCUUCAUUGUUUAAUAAUAUCUUGUAAGCAUAUCGUAACUGCUAGUUGAACUCCUUUGUGGGUGCAAACUACCAGCUGUUAGUGAUUAUCAAAUGUGACUUAUCUGAGUCAUUGCUUCUUUCAGGCAUUUGAGAAGCUGAUAAAAAACGUAAUGAAAUGGAAGAGACAGAGGGAUACCUCAGCGUCAAGUAGCAGCUAUUGUGAGGAUAAACUUCUGGAGUUCUUCAACUCGGACACAAUAAUGCAACCAAUUUUUGUUUUUCUCAGAUUAGUAGCAGCUGUCUGGAUAUGCUCGCACAGUGACUACUUCGAGCCUUUAAUAGCUGAUCUGGGAGAAACUUAUAAUCUGCAAGAUUGGUGCUUUCAAAAUGUCAUUCCAUGUGGUGAGUGGGCAGAUCAUCUUGCAGUAAUGGCUUUGGCAACAGCCCUAGAGAUACCACUGAGAGUGAAGCAUCUGAAUGGUGGACCUGCUCAAGAUAUCUACACUGGUCAGGGAGUUCCUGCUGUUCAUGUGAUCUUGUUAUUAUACUCGGGGAAUUAUCAUGACAUCAUCUAUCCAGUCCGUUCAUCUUCUGAGACACUGUCAGUGCCCGGCACAACAAGUGAUUCCCAGUGCCAGUCCUACGAGGAAGUCGGGACAGCAUCGCUGCCCAGCGCGGCACGCGGCCUCACAUGCCAGGCGCUGCCAGGCACAGCAGGCGCUGUCCCGAUGCUAAUCCGCAGUCUGGCAUGAAAAUUCUGAGGAAGAGCUGGAGGGGCUUCGGCUACUUCUGCAACAGGGAAGUGUCACAGUUGCACUGGACAUGGAAUUUAUGAGUACAGCAGGGAACCAAGUUCGCCCAGGAACAAUGACUAAGUGGUAUAGCAAUGUUUGCGAUUUGGUCAAUGGAGGGAAUGUUCUUGUUAGAGUACGUAAUGGGCCUAAUGGGCCCGUUAGUCUUAGGGUUAAUUAGAGAUAAGAGUCGCUUGCUUAGGGGUCAAGUAAGCCUUGCUUGGGAGUCAAGUAAACCUCUCUAUAUAAAGAGAGGAGAUGUAUCAAUCUAAUCAAGCAAGAAUUAAGAAGGAAAUCCCUUCCCUCUUGCCCGGCCGUGGGCAAAAAGGCCCCCGGCCGGCCCUCUCGCGCCCUCCUUCUAGCAGCGCCAUAACAGUUCUUCAACUAGGGCUGGCCAUUUCUCUUGAUACCGACUCCCCCCCUGAAGCAGUUCGUGUGAAUGAGAUAAAUCUGCAGGUUGAUGUCAAUAGCCGGCCGUACAACAAAGGCACUAUCAAGUUUCUAACCAAUCAAAAACAUAAUCUUGACGCCCACAACACUGGUGGGGUCCCUCCCGCACAGCUAGCGGAUUGGUUACUGAAUGAGUUUGAUAGGUUUUAUGACCGGGAGGUGACCUGGGUUUUCUUCCAGGGAGAUUAUGAUGUCGCCUUUCUGUUAAAUCUGGUCGGAAAUUUCAUGCCAGCUACCCUGGUUGAACAUAUGAGGAGGUAUACCUGCUCUCUACCGCAACUCUAUGAUGUUCGGGUAUUGUCGAGGAUUCUAUUUGGUAAAGAUGCAGGCAGUCUUGACUGGCUGGCAGAUAAGAUCAACGUGCAGCGGACCGGCAACAGGCACUCAAGUGGAUCGGAUGCCCUCCUUACACUGGACUGUUUUUUUGAGCUGAGGAGGCGUCUCGGAAUUGACAGCAUACGACCAUUGAGGGGGGUUCUCUGUGGAUUAUAUGAUGUCGAUCACAUCAUCAGUAAAGCCCUCCCCAUGGGACAUGCCAAUCUUCUGGAAAUCGAGGUUUGGCGUGACAAUUUUGAUGGAGAAGCAUCUGUUAUUGCACAAGCAGUGCAAAGCAACUACUAUAUUGUGGGAGUAGAUGUUUGCUUUAGUCCAGCACUAGGUCACAGGCUCUUCCAUGAACAUUUGCAAGGUUGUUUUGAGCUCAUGGUUGAGGCACUCACUGCUGUGGGACACUAUGAAAUCUCGCUAGCUCUUGUCAGCUACACUGGGCAACUUCCAAAGGGAAGGUGGUGGAGAUUCCACGUAUCUGAGUGCAUUAACACUGAUGCCGCCCGGUACAUUCACUUUCCAAGAUUUGUUGAACUCCUUCACAGAUGCAGCCUGAUUAAUGAUGAAAGAAUAAUAUGGGCCACCUAUGAGGGAGCAGAAUGCAUUGCAAGCCUCUGUCGUAUGGUGCAGCGCAGAGGCACCCAAACAGGUAUACCAUUGACAGUGUGUGGGUACCUACAGUGUCGGAGCUCCAUAUUCCCUUCACUAUAUGAUAUUGGUCUGCUGGUGUCUUGGGAAAAAGGAAAUGCUUUGGCUGACAUUGCUCGUCGAUUGGGCUUGUCUGUCCCUGGCAACCAGUCUGGCUGGAAUGCUGUUUUGAGUGCGCAGGUUAUGGUUCGGCUGAGAGAACAAUUGGAGGAGUCGGAUGCCCUUCUCCUGGCCUAUAAAGAUCACCACGGGAAACUGUUAGCCAGAUGCUGUCCGAGUUUCCACUUGCACCACUGAGGAAGAGCAUUCAAUGUUUAGUGGGGUGCAUUACACAAUACACAUAGCUUGAUGAAGUAGGUAGGUGUAUACUUGUGCAUUGCUGUGCUAGAAAUUGGAUUGAUCUGUAGGUGUAUACUUGUGCAUUAAUGUGGUAGAAAUUCAGAGCAUCUGUAGGUCCUGCUUGUGCCCGGACCAGCAUGAUUUUUUGUUUCUUAAAUGAAUCUGCAAGAAGUUGUAUUCUGGUUGGUGAUGAAAAUGAAAAUGAAAAGUGGCUGUGGCAACAAAUAGUAAAGAGGGAAUAUUUUGGCCAUUGCUUCUUUAAGGAAACCGGUUAUUACUAGUCUUGAUUAUGUUAUUUCCCUGGAUGUUGCUGUUUUCCUUCAUACUACCAUUUUAACAACAGUUGUGUGAUUAUGCUAUCUGCUUGAUAAAUUGUCAGGAUUGCUGCAAUUUUUCCUGUAGCAAACAUGUUGUAAUGUCACUUUCAAGAAGCUGUGGGAAACCAUCAUUAGUCUAUUCAAAUUUUUGCUGUAGCAAACAUGUUGUAAUGUCACUUUCAAGAAGCUGUGGGAAACCAUCAUUAGUCUAUUC